Molecule: messenger RNA, 2233 nt
Organism: Cuscuta campestris
Lineage: Eukaryota; Viridiplantae; Streptophyta; Magnoliopsida; Solanales; Convolvulaceae
Source: the annotation of a GenBank genome assembly
GAUUUUAUACGCUUCCGUUGUGUUUUGUUCCGUGCUUCCCCAACAAAGUGUUAUUGGAGCUUGAUUAUUUUUGGUUGGCUUCUUGUGUUUUUUAUGAUGGAUGACAAAGUAAUUGUUCAAGGAAUGGUUAGUUUGGACUCUACGAAUUAUUCAAUUUGGAAAAUUCGUAUUGAGGAUUAUUUAUGGUCUAAAGAUUUGCUUGACCCAAUUUUGUAUAAAGAACGUCCAACAGGUGUUGAUGAGAAAGCUUGGACUACCUUGAACCGGAAAGCUAUUGCAUCAAUAAGACAAUAUGUUUCUUUAAGUGUGUUGCAACAUGUUGCUAAUGAAACCAAUGCUUUUGAGAUGUGGAAGAAACUUAAAUCCAUGUACGAGAGGAACAAUGCUAUGGGAAAAGCUUCUUUGAUUAGGAAGCUUGUUAAAUUGCAAUACAAAGAUGGUGAUAGCAUUGUGGUUCACAUGAACGAGUUUCAAAGUGUGGUAAACCAACUAGCCGGAAUGAAGAUGAAAUUGGAGGAUGAACUUCAAGCUUUGUUGUUGCUUUCCUCAUUGCCCGACAGUUGGGAUACAUUGGUGGUUUCACUUAGCAACUCUGCUCCGGAUGGCAAGAUGACUAUGGAGAUGGUCAAGGCUAGUCUUUUGAAUGAAGAGGCUAGGAGAAAAGAAUCAGGUUACCCUAGCCAAGCCGAAGCAAAUAUGUGGAAGAAACUUGAAUCCAUGUACGAGAGGAACAAUGCUAUGGGAAAAGCUUCUUUGAUUAGGAAGCUUGUUAAAUUGCAAUACAAAGAUGGUGAUAGCAUUGUGGUUCACAUGAACGAGUUUCAAGGUGUGGUAAACCAACUAGCCGGAAUGAAGAUGAAAUUGGAGGAUGAACUUCAAGCUUUGUUGUUGCUUUCCUCAUUGCCCGACAGUUGGGAUACAUUGGUGGUUUCACUUAGCAACUCUGCUCCGGAUGGCAAGAUGACUAUGGAGAUGGUCAAGGCUAGUCUUUUGAAUGAAGAGGCUAGGAGAAAAGAAUCAGGUUACCCUAGCCAAGCCGAAGCAAAUGUGAUUCCAGAAUCCAGCAGGGGGAGAAGCAAGAGCAGAAAUCCUCACCAUAGAGACAAGUCCAAGGGGAGAUCAAAAUCCAGAAAAAGAAAUUUUAUUUGCCAUUAUUGUCAGAAGCCGGGUCACAUUGAGAGAUUCUGCAGAAAGAAAAAGAGGGACAUGUCUAGGGAGAGAAAAGAUAAAAAUGAGAAUUCCGAGCAGAAGCCAGAAGAGAAGAACACUACAGCCUUGGCAUCUAGUGAUGAUGAUUUAUUUGUUAUCGGUGAUCAUGGACUAUUAAAUGUAGCCUGUAAUGACUGCACCUGGGUGAUUGAUUCAGGUGCAUCUUAUCAUAUUACUUCACACAGGGAGUACUUCUCAUCCUAUACUAGUGGUGACUUUGGCCACGUGAGGAUGGGAAAUGAUGGUUCGCCUAAGAUCAUCGGUAUGGGUGAUGUUUGUUUAGAGACUUCCACUGGUUGCAGGUUGGUGCUCAGGGAUGUGAGGCACGUCCCCGAUAUCAGAUUGAGUUUGAUUUCAGCUGGUUUGCUUGAUGAUGAAGGUUAUGCCAACAACUUUUGUGAUGGAAGAUGGAAACUCUCUAAGGGCACCUUGAUUAUGGCUCGAGGUAAGAAGCAGAAUUCACUUUAUGUUAUGCAAGCCAGAACUAUUGAAGAUUGUGAGAAGAAGCAGGCAAAUCCUUCUCCAUGCAUCACAGUUGAUCCAGUUCCAUCUCUUCCUCCUGUUGUAGUCCCUCAAGAUCAUGGGGGAGAUAUGCAUGAUCAUACAGUUGAGUCCCAUGCAGAUGACCAUCAUGAUGAUGGGGGUGAUGGUGUUCCAGAGUCACAGCCACAUUAAGAUCCGCCACCAGCACCUCAGUUGAGAAGAUCCACCAGAGUCAGAAAACCUUCCACAAGACUUUCAGAGGAUGAUUUUGUAGAUAAGAGAGCAAAAAGAAGUGGAGAAGCACUGAGGGCUGGCAGUAGCUAAACGCAGGAAAGAGGAAGAAAAAGAAGAUUUCCGCCACUCUCUACAGCAGCAACUUUUCACCUCCGGAUCGAAGGCCAAACAAAGUCGGAUCGUGCUCAAAUUUUAGUAUGUUGUUCCUCACAUACUCCUCUUCAAAUCCAACGGUCAGAUUCUCAUUUUGAUGCCCGGAAGGCUAUUUUCGAGCUGCGUUUUCAGACCUGCGUUUUUGGGAGUUUUU